AUGGGUCUGCUCGAGUGCUGUGCCAGAUGUCUCAUCGGGGCACCCUUUGCUUCACUGGUUGCUACUGGCUUGUGCUUCUUCGGGGUAGCGCUGUUUUGUGGCUGUGGGCACGAGGCCCUCACAGGCACGGAACAGCUCAUUGAGACCUACUUCUCAAAAAACUACCAGGACUACGAGUACCUUAUUGACGUGUAUGGAGGGCACAGGGAGGGGGGUGGGUUGGCAGCCUUGCUUGCCGUGGCUUUGCCCUGGCUCACUCCUGUCACAGCCUCACCCUCUGUUUUGGUCCCCCUGGGGUGGCACGGGGAGGUACAUCCUGACAAGUUUGUGGGCAUUACUUAUGUCCUGACCAUCAUCUGGCUCCUGGUCUUUGCCUGCUCUGCGGUGCCCGUCUACAUCUACUUUAACACUUGGACCACCUGCCAGUCCAUUGCCAACCCCAGCAAGACCUCGGCCAGCAUUGGCACCCUGUGUGCAGAUGCCAGGAUGUACGGUGUGCUGCCCUGGAAUGCUUUCCCAGGAAAGGUGUGUGGCUCCAACUUGCUCUCCGUCUGCAAGACCAGUGAGUUCCAGAUGACUUUCCAUCUCUUCAUUGCGGCCUUUGUGGGGGCGGCUGCCACGCUGGUCUCACUGCUCACGUUCAUCAUCGCCGCCACCUACAACUUUGCUGUCCUCAAGCUGAUGGGCCGAGGCACCAAGUUCUAGCCCACGGUGGAGCCCAGGCAGACCAAAUGCCCUUCUUUUCUCUAACCCCGAGGCUUUAACACUGCAGCCACUUGACACCAGUUCUCCUGCAUUAACUCUGCCUUCGUUGCUGACUCCCCUCUUCUUCCUGCCUCGCAUCCAUCGUGCUGAGCAUGACCAGGAAGGAGAGCUUCCCACCAAUGGACACCUCUUCAUGCACUUUUCUCUCUCUGCUCAUCCAUAACCAGUUUGAUCUAGGGCCAAGCCCAUCAAAACCAACCAGAGAAAAGGAGGGACUUACUCCAGUGUCCCAAUGUUGCCUAGGGAUGAGCAAAGGCCUUCAUGCUCUUGGGAGGAGGAAAUCCAUAUAGGUUGCUCCGUGAGUAGCAAGAGGCUACCUAGAGAGAAAAGGAAGUUGACCCAGUCCUGGUACCAUUGCUAGAGACUCUCCUGGAGCUG
This is a messenger RNA of Chaetura pelagica (chimney swift), 1143 nucleotides long. RefSeq names its product proteolipid protein 1 (gene PLP1). The transcript is spliced from 8 exons. The record is from RefSeq and is a predicted model, not a curated record. Gene Ontology annotation, molecular function: structural constituent of myelin sheath. Lineage: Eukaryota; Metazoa; Chordata; Aves; Apodiformes; Apodidae. Bases 1 to 705 code for a protein of 234 amino acids. Gene Ontology annotation, cellular component: myelin sheath; plasma membrane. Gene Ontology annotation, biological process: central nervous system myelination; axon development.